Messenger RNA from Hymenoscyphus albidus, 6248 nucleotides. NCBI's taxonomy places the organism in Eukaryota, Fungi, Ascomycota, Leotiomycetes, Helotiales, Helotiaceae. The record is from the annotation of a GenBank genome assembly.
UUCUUGCGACGUGGAGCUACACAUCUUAGCCUCACUCAGAAAGUCAAGACAGGCUAAAGGCUACGGCGCUGGCGGCAAUCCCAUUUGCACAGAACAACAAUUACAACGGCCGGUAAAGAACACCACGAAUGGGAUCCGGUGCCAGAUAUCGGCCACCAUGAGCUCCAUUGUAUUCGUGGUAUCGGCGCUGGAAGCUAUCGCAGCUUCAAAGGAGGCCCAGAAAAGGCAAGAGCUGGGGCAAUCCGUACAACAGGCUUUGAAGGAAAUCAAAGAGCAGGAACCGAACCUCCCAGAUCCCGAAGUCAUUUUUACCCCUUUACAAUCUGCUACGAAAUCCGGCAGCAUACCUUUGACGACAACCGCGCUCGACUGUAUUGGUAAGCUGAUAAGUUACUCGUACUUUUCAGUUCCGUCGUCGCCAAAUGCGGAUAAGGAGGCUUCUCGAGACCCUCUAAUCGAACGAGCGAUCGAUACGAUAUGCGACUGUUUUCAGGGAGAGACCACGCCGGUGGAAAUACAACUACAAAUUGUCAAGUCAUUGCUCGCAGCCGUGCUGAACGAUAAAAUUGUGGUUCAUGGUGCUGGGCUUUUGAAAGCGGUUCGACAAGUCUACAAUGUCUUCCUCCUCUCGAAAAGUAGUGCCAAUCAGCAAGUGGCGCAAGGUACCUUGACGCAGAUGGUAGGGACGGUCUUCGAGCGAGUCAAGACCAGGAUUCAUAUGAAGGAAGCUAGGCAGAGCUUAUCGAAACUCGGGAAGAACACUCGCAAUGGAAGUUCAUAUACAGUGGAUGCUUCGGAAUCGAUCAACGACGCCUCAACUAUUAAUGAAGUGGAUGAAUCGGUACAGGAAACACCCCUAUCGGGCUCACCUAACGGCGACGGGCCUAAACUCACACUGAAAGAUUUGGAGCACCGGAAGGAUUUUGACGACUCUCAGAUGGGGGAAGGGCCCACAAUGGUUACUCAGGUCAAGCCAGCACUCUCAUCGCCUCGAUCAGGAUCUGGGCAAACUCCACCGGAAAGUACUGUCGAGGAUGGGAUGGAUUCGGAGGAAGCCGAGGAUGAAGUAUACAUCAGAGAUGCUUACCUGGUUUUCAGAUCAUUCUGUAAUCUGAGUACUAAAGUUCUGGCGGGGGAGCAACUAUACGAUCUUAAAGGCCAGGCUAUGCGAUCGAAACUCAUUUCUCUUCACCUCAUUCACACUUUACUCAAUAAUAACAUCCUCGUCUUCACAUCUCCUUUAUGUACCAUUACCAACAGCAAAAGCAAUGAGCCCACCAACUUUUUGCAGGCAAUUAAGUUUUACCUGUGCCUCAGCAUUACUCGAAACGGAGCAAGUUCAGUAGAUCGAGUUUUUGAAGUUUGUUGCGAAAUAUUCUGGCUCAUGUUGAAAUUUAUGCGAGCCCCUUUUAAGGUUGGUGAUGCAAGCAAUCUUUUCAAUUCUAAUGCUAAUCAAACUGUAGAAAGAAAUCGAGGUGUUUCUGAACGAAAUCUAUCUAGCCUUGUUAGAAAGGCGGACGGCCACUGUUGGCCAAAAAGCAUACUUCAUGGGUAUUCUUCAAAGACUAUGUGCAGAUCCUCGUGCAUUAGUAGAGACCUAUCUGAAUUACGACUGUGACGGUAAUGUUGACAGCAACAUAUUUCAAACAUUGAUUGAAGAUUUAUCAAAGGCUUCGAGCCAAGCAGUCAUGGUCAGCCCAUUGCACCAGCAACAGUAUGAAGAAAAGGCGGCGAAAGGGAACAUGAAUGGCGCGGAUUGGCAAGCAAGGGGGAUCUUGCCCCCAUCGUUAUCAACUGCUCAUAUGAGUUCACAUAACGAAAGCGCCGAUGGCGAAAUACCGAAGGAGUACAUCAUUAAACGACAAGCCUUGGAUUGCCUUGUAGAAACUCUGAGGUCUCUAGUCAAUUGGUCACAGCAAGGUAUUGCCGAGGUUACCAAUUCUGAUUCCAACAACCGCGCAUCCGAAGAUAACCGAGAUUCACUGGACCCUUCACGAAACGACAGCUCGUCAAGAAUAGUUAAUGGGGACACCCCUUUACCUACAACGCCAGUCAUUGAUGAUGAUCCCGAACAUCUCGAAAAAGAGAAGCAAAAAAAGACCGCUGUGAGUAAUGCCGUUAAGUUGUUCAACUUCAGACCAAAGCGGGGUUUGAAAGCUUUGCUCGCGGAGAAGAUUAUUCCCAGUGACAGUCCCGAGGACAUCGCUCAGUUUUUAUUGAGGGAAGAGCGUCUAGAUAAAGCUCAACUAGGAGAAUUCCUCGGUGAAGGAGACGACAAAAAUAUAGCCAUUAUGCAUGCCUUUGUUGAUGCCAUGGAUUUUACAAAACGGCGCUUCACAGAGGCGCUGAGGCAAUUCCUACAGUCUUUCCGGUUGCCUGGAGAGUCCCAAAAGAUCGAUAGAUUCAUGUUGAAAUUUGCCAAUCAUUACGCUGCUGGCAAUCCAAAUGCUUUUGCCAACGCAGAUACUGCAUAUGUUCUCUCUUACUCCGUCAUUAUGCUGAAUACAGAUUUGCAUAACAAAAACUUCAAGCAUAAGAUGACCCAGGAGGAGUUCAUCAAGAACAACAGAGGCAUCAACGAUGGUGCCAGUCUUCCCGACGAAUAUCUCAUUGCAAUUUACGACGAAAUCCUUAACGAUGAAAUCGUUCUAAAAAGUGAGCGAGAGGCCGCAGCUUUGAUGGGCGUGCCUCCUUCUGCUGGUAUUGCAGCUGGUAUAGGUCAAGCCUUGUCUACAGUCGGGCGCGAUCUACAACGUGAAGCAUAUACUAAACAUGCGGAGGAAAUCUCUCUGAGAUCAGAGCAACUUUUCAAAAGUUUAUACCGCAAAGAACGAAAGAACGCUGCGAAAUCUGGCUCUAGCAAGUUCAUCCCGGCCACUUCUUUCAAACACGUCGGCCCUAUGUUUGAUGUGACGUGGAUGUCCUUCUUUUCUGGACUGUCCGGUCAAAUGCAGAAUGCACACAAUAUUGAGAUAAUCAAGAUGUGUAUGGAAGGAAUGAAGCUUGCAAUCCGUAUCUCGUGUCUUUUCGAUCUAGGAACUGCUCGCGAGGCUUUUGUCUCCGCACUGAAGAAUGCUACGAACCUCAAUAAUCCAAACGAUAUGAUGUCCAAGAAUGUUGAGGCACUCAAAAUUAUCCUAGAGAUUGCGCAGACCGAGGGCAAUCUUCUGAAAGGGUCAUGGCGAGACAUACUUAUGUGUGUAAGUCAGUUGGACCGAUUGCAGCUGAUCUCUGAUGGUGUCGACGAGGGUUCAAUUCCUGAUGUAUCGAAAGCUCGGAUUGUGCCUGCAAGACAGGAUACAAAUGCAUCAAGGAAAUCAAGCCAAUCCACAAGAUCCGUCCGCCCAAAACCACGCCCAGCUCCUACUGGUACAGGUUAUUCCAUGGAAAUCGCAAUGGAAAGCCGCUCCGACGAAGUCAUCAAGGCAGUCGAUCGAAUCUUUACUAAUACUGCGCAUCUUUCUGGAGAGGCAAUUGUUCACUUCGUGAGAGCCUUGACAGAAGUGAGUUGGGAAGAAAUCAAGAGCUCCGGCUCAAAUGAGUCACCACGCACGUACAGUCUUCAGAAGCUCGUCGAGAUCAGUUACUACAAUAUGACUCGUGUCAGAUUUGAGUGGACGAAUAUUUGGAGUGUUCUAGGAGAACAUUUCAAUCGCGUUGGAUGUCACAACAACACGGCCGUUGUCUUCUUCGCCUUGGAUUCUCUCAGACAAUUAUCCAUGCGCUUUAUGGAGAUCGAGGAACUCCCGGGUUUCAAAUUUCAGAAAGAUUUUCUGAAGCCCUUUGAGUAUGUCAUGUCGAACAGUAACGUUGUUGCUGUUAAGGAUAUGACUUUGCGAUGCUUGAUUCAGAUGAUUCAAGCUCGUGGUGAGAACAUUCGUUCUGGUUGGAGGACUAUGUUUGGUGUUUUCACAAUUGCCGCUAGGGAGCCGUAUGAGAGUAUUGUCAACUUGGCCUUUGAAAACGUCAACCAGGUAUACAAGACAAGAUUUGGUGUGGUGAUAUCUCAGGGCGCAUUUGCCGACUUGAUUGUGUGCUUGACGGAGUUUUCCAAAAAUAUGCGUUUCCAGAAGAAGGGACUUCAGGCUAUGGAGACACUCAAAUCCAUCAUUCCAAAGAUGCUCAAGACACCAGAAUGUCCGUUAUCUCAAAAGUCCAUUGCGAACUCGGACGGGUCGACAAGAACCUCAGAGAUUAAGCAACCUAGUCGGACAACUCAAGAAGAAGCUUUCUGGUUCCCGGUACUUUUUGCAUUCCAUGACGUUUUGAUGACUGGCGAGGAUUUGGAAGUGCGAUCUAACGCUCUUAAUUAUCUCUUCGAGUCCAUCAUCAGAUAUGGUGGUGACUUUCCGUCGGACUUCUGGGACAUUCUUUGGCGGCAGCUUCUUUACCCAAUAUUCAUGGUUCUGAAGUCGAAGUCUGAGAUGUCAAACGUUUUGAAUCAUGAAGAAUUGUCAGUUUGGUUAUCUACCACCAUGAUUCAAGCGCUACGAAACAUGAUCACGCUUUUCACUCAUUAUUUUGACUCUUUGGAAUACAUGCUCGAUAGAUUCUUGGAUCUUUUGGCAUUAUGUAUAUGUCAAGAAAAUGAUACGAUUGCUCGAAUUGGGAGUAAUUGCUUGCAACAGCUCAUUCUGCAGAAUGUAACGAAAUUCCAACCCGAGCACUGGUCCAAGAUAGUGGGAGCCUUCGUGCAGUUGUUCGAGAGAACAACUGCUUACCAGCUCUUUUCUGCUGCUACUGCAUCCGGCACCACAGCAGAAAUUUCCUCGCCUCUCGAGGAGGUUGACCAAGACGAGACGUCGUCCCUCAGGAUAAAUGGGUCAAACGGCAUUGCUGCUUCAGACACAGAUAGCCUAAAUGAAGACGAGGUAAAAACCCCAACAGGAACUCCGGCAGACUUGGAAGACUAUAAGCCACAAUCUGGGCUACAACAACAGCCAGUUGUUGUUACUGCUGCUCGCCGACGUUUCUUCAACAAGAUCAUCACUCGAUGUGUACUUCAAUUGCUCAUGAUUGAGACCGUCAAUGAGCUUUUCUCCAAUGAGGCGGUAUAUGCCCAAAUACCCAGUCCAGAACUCCUUCGUCUGAUGGGACUACUCAAGAAGAGUUUCUCCUUCGCCAAGAAAUUCAACGAGAAUAAAGAGCUUCGUAUGCGUCUCUGGCGAGAAGGAUUCAUGAAGCAACCACCCAAUCUUCUAAAGCAAGAGAGUGGUAGCGCAGCGACCUACAUUAGCAUCCUCCUCCGCAUGUACCACGACGAAGGCGAGGAGCGAAAACGUAACCGCGACGAUACGGAAGCAGCCCUGGUCCCACUAUGCGCAGACAUCAUCCGUGGCUUCGUCGAACUCGAAGAGGAAUCUCAGCAAAGAAACAUCAUCGCUUGGAGACCCGUGGUGGUCGAUGUCAUGGAGGGGUAUACGAACUUCCCACGUGAUGGGUUCGAGAAGUAUAUUGAAGUUUUCUAUCCCCUCUGUGUGGAUCUCCUGAAUCGGGAUCUGGGGAACGAGAUCCGGAUUGCGUUGCAGGCUAUGUUGAGACGGGUGGGCGAGAUCAAGUUGGGACUGCCGGAAUCAAGACCGUUGGGGAGUCCAACGAGUACGCAUUCUUCGUAUCCGUUUAGGAGUAGGAGGUCAAGUCAAAGAGAAUGAGUGUGACGCUUCUUCGCUUUCUCAGCUUGACUUGGCGCAUGUACGUACGGAUGUGUGUUUAGCAUUGCCUUCUCUUUUCUUCUUCUUCUUUUAAACCUUUUUCCACCUUUCCGAUCUUGUUCUUUUGAGCGAUGCAUCUAGGACAGACAGCCUCACUUUCUCUCUUUCCCUUCUUGUUCUUGUUGACUCCUUUUUCUCCAUCUUUUGUUUUUCUGGGAAGGGCUGUACCAACCUCUGGCGUUCUUUUUGAUGGAAGACGAGGUUCUUUUUUUUCGUCUGUUCCCUUUUUUUGUGUGUUCUUCAUUGAAACUGGGUAUAGAAUGGGUACGGUGAUGGGAAAGAGUUUGGGGAAGGCGGGAGGGGGGGCAAUAUGAGGUCCCCUUUCUUUUUUUUGUACAUUAGAUAGGUAGGUAGGUUGAAUGAGAGGUUGUUGUUGUUGUUGUGGACCACCUUUUUACCUUUCAUUUUUCUUUUCGUCUUUCGGGUUAUUGAGGAGUUGUCCUGGGGGUUGAUAAAUUGGUAUAGUGUUUUUGUAUGGUAUAGUAUACAUAACCUGUAGAUAAGCAAGGCAAGUAGUCUCGGCAUCAUGAACAUAAC